Molecule: messenger RNA, 1377 nt
Organism: Cylindrotheca closterium
Lineage: Eukaryota; Bacillariophyta; Bacillariophyceae; Bacillariales; Bacillariaceae
Source: the annotation of a GenBank genome assembly
AUGAUCAGGCUGACUUUUUUACUGGUCUUGUAUCACUUUGAUGACUCUAUCGGCUUUCUUCUGGCCCCCGAAAGUCAUCUUCGGCACAGUAUUGCUGGAGGGAAUGUGUUGAUGGCAAAGAAACAAAGUGAGACCCUGGAAGUGACGGGAGAGACUCCGGCUGGAAUCGUCGGUGCAGAGUUUUUUGGUGGUAAUAAAGAGAAAGACGAAUUUUAUGUGCAAGCAGAAGAAGAUUCCGCAGCUAUCGACACCGAUGCGUCCUUCAAUCGUUUCUUUGUUGAUCCUUCGACACCAAGCUUAAUGUUUGAUUCUCUUCUAUCUGCAAAACUUGCGCACAGCUUGCAAAGUCAAAUAAACAACAUCCUUUACGAAAAGGCGAAUGCACCGAAUGUUGAAUACGGCUUUGCGACUGAUAUGAUAUGGGAAAGUCCAAUGCGAAAGGGGAGGACGUCACCUUUUGCCGAGUUGGAGGACGCUUUGGAUUUCUACAAGAAUGUUGAUUUGGCCAUUGUUUCUGGAAAGCAGUUGAACGAUAAUACACUAGAGUUUCAAUGGGAGCUGUCAGUUGUGUGGCCAGCUUUGUGGUCUCCCAGAGUUCAUUUGGUGGGGACUUCAGUUUGCAAAUUGGAUGGGAAUAAUAUGAUCUUUCAGCAGACGGACAAAUUGAUGGAUGACGCAGAUUUAGUAGGCCUUGUCUCCUCCCAGAUCAAACCUCGGUUUUGGGAUUUUUACCAUAUUGGAAUGACGCCUUCUGCUGAAUGCACACCGAAACUUCGGUUUCAAAGGAAAUGGGGAUACCAGGUGUACGAGAUUCCUCCUCGACUUGUCACUUCUCCUAGUAUGGUGGAAACUGGGACUCGCGAGGAUUACAAUGCCGAAACGGUGCCAAACCAUGCCUUUUCCUGUAUUAUCAAGACCAUGGGACCCAAUAGGCAGCGAUACGUUCCAACUUCCCCCGUGGAAGUGCAGAUUAUUCCUGGGGACGACCAACUGCAAUUUAAAUGGACGAUUCCUCUUGCAGCCGAGUUUCUGAAAAAUACAGAGCUACCUCUCGCAGGCACCGAUAAGGAGACCGAUUUGAUGUGUGAUCCACAGUGCAAAUAUGAGUUUCAUCAACGACGAAAAAUUGCUACAAUAAAUUACGGUGGUAAUCCACAAGAUACUGAUAUAGCAGAUGCCCGAAAGAGACUGUACGAGAAAGUGAUAACCGAUGGUUUGAAACCAAAACUUGGUGAAAAUGGAAGGCCGAUAUUCUUUUUUAUACAAAACAAUGUCAAGGCAUGCUUUACGUCAGAGGGCUUGGGGAUGUGCGUCUAUGAGUAUAGAUCCAAGGCAACAAAGCCAGAUGAAAUCGGAAUCGAACUAGAAUCCCAAUAG